Molecule: messenger RNA, 945 nt
Organism: Nilaparvata lugens (brown planthopper)
Lineage: Eukaryota; Metazoa; Arthropoda; Insecta; Hemiptera; Delphacidae
Exons: 3
Coding region: 1-945 (314 amino acids)
Source: RefSeq, a predicted model, not a curated record
AUGCAGGAUCUGUCGAAAAUCGGGGGAUUUAGGUUCCUGGAAGUAGAUGGCAUCGCUGCCGAAAAAGCAGACGCGGGCGCAGAUGACUCUACAUUCAUCGCGGUAACCUCCGCAGCUGCUCCAGUGAUCGAUGAUGCUGAUUCCAUGUCCUCUGCCAGAAUCAUUCUAUGGUUAGUCAACACUUCAUCUAGUAGCUUGUCCUCGUUCUCGGUUGGGACAGGGGAUACUGCUUCUGGAUACGGGAAUGACAGGGAAGAAUCUGAUGAACCGACAGGUGUACAUACAUUGACCGCAGAACAAAAGGAGGAAAAUUCUGAAAUAUCGAAUUCUGGAAUACUCCGACCAAUCUCCGACACUACUUCAAGCAAUGGUGUCGACAGUGCAUACAAUUCUUCCCUGUCAUUCCCGUAUCCAGAAGCAGUAUCCCCUGUCCCAACCGAGAACGAGGACAAGCUACUAGCUGAUCCAGGAGACGAUGCAACAACAUCAGAAGUCAAUGAGCUUGUUCGGGUGGACGGUCACCGGCAGUGUACUUCCUCCACAUCGUCAUCCUCUUCAUCAUCAACCACUUCUUCCCCGCCCGCAUCACAUCCCUUCUCUUCUUCCUCCCUACCUGCAGCCUGUGUUCCCGAGGCUAUUCCCCCUGUACCGUUUCAGCUGAUACAUGAAGUGUUGACUAACCAUAGAAUGAUUCUGGCAGAGGACAUGGAAUCAGCAUCAUCGAUCACUGGAGCAGCUGCAGAGGUUACCGCAAUGAAUGUGGAGUCAUCUGUGCCCGCGUCUGCUUUUUUGGCAGCGACGCCAUCUACUUCCAGGAACCUGAAUCCCCCGAUUUUCGACAGAUCCUGCAUUUUGUACAAACCUUACAAUAAGCCAGUUGCUCAUAAGCGACGGGCCGGCCAUCCUAGGUUUAAAGUGCUUGGUCCCGACGGCAAGUGGAAGUGA